AUGGACGGGGGUCUUCGACUAACGGUAAAUAGCAUGCGGGUACAAAAAGACGCCUUAUGCUGCUCAGGCGCCGGCACCAAUGACCAAUUCUCCAGCGAUAUUGAUCCCGGAACAUUCCAAAACCCGUCAGCAAUCAUACGGCCUCGAUUCCGAUACUGGCUUCCUGAUCCCAGCGUGGAUGAACAGACGAUGAGAAACGACAUACAUUCAGCCGCAGAUGUGGGAGCGGGAGGCGUGGAGUACCUGCCGUGGUAUAACGCGGGCGGUUUCCUUGGCCCUGCGCCUCCGGGGGACGACUGGGGCAAAUACGGAGUUGGCACACCCGCAUUCAACAGAUUGUUUCAGGCUGCUCUGGAAGCUCAUCGCGAUGCUGGUACUGUGAUGGAUUUUGCUAUUGGACCCAAUCAAGGGCAAGGUGUACCGGCUGAUCCCAAUGACGAAGGCCUUCAGUGGGAUUUGGUACCAUUCUCGAUAGCGGUUCCUGCCAAUGGAUCAUUUGCUGGGAUAAUCCCGGGCUGGGGAACCGGUGAUCUACUUGCACUCAUUUCAGCUGAAGUGGUGAAAAGAAUUGACAACUCUACUGCGUCGUCCACUGACCGAGUUCCCCACAUUCGUCUCGUUAUCAAGGAAUCUUCGCUCACGGAUCGAACUGCUGAGGUGUCUUCAAGUGGCCAUGUAUCCCUCACUUAUCCUACGGAUCCCGACCAACAAACCUACUGGUUGUUCGCAUUCUAUCAGCGUUUGACCCACGCUCAAAAUUUAAUAUACACCUCGAAUCAAACAGACGCAGUUAUUGAAAACGGAGCAUACAUGGUUGAUCAUUUUAGCUCGCGAGGCGCCGAGACUGUAAUAAAUUUCUGGGAGAAGUACGUUCUGAACGAGAAAGUGAGAUCCCUUCUUGCUGAAGUGGGAAAUUAUGCCUGGGAAGACAGCGUUGAGAUUAAAUCGAAUAUUUCCUGGUCCAAGUCGCUCCCAGGCGUAUUUGAACAGAAGCAUGGAUACAGUCUCAUCAAAUAUUUACCGCUGAUAAUGUUUGACAAUAAUAAUAUUGCUAUCCAGUCAAGCGAUCCGGGGGCUGUCCAGUGCGUUCUGGACACGUCCGACGAAGGGGUUCGCUACGUGAAUGAUUUUCGCGAUGCGCUGUUGGAGGGAUAUAGUCAGUACCUGCAGAGACUGACGGAAUGGGCGACAACAGAUCUCAAUUUGCAGAUGUCAGCGCAGCCCGCCUACAACCUUCCUAUGGACAUGGAGGCGACUGUUCCCCUUGUGAAUGCACCCGAGUGUGAGAGUCUUGGCUUCAUGGACAACAUUGACGGCUACAGGCAGUUCUCUGGACCGGCUGUACUGGCGGGCAAGAGGAUCGUCUCCAACGAGAUGGGCGCCGUGUCUAUGGCGGCCUUUCAGUACCAGAUCUCCAGCCUACUGUGGUGUAUUAAUCGCGCGGUUGUGGGAGGUGUGAAUCAAUUUGUGAUUCACGGUCUGUCUUAUACUGGCAACUACUGGGCAACAACAUGGCCGGGCUACACCGCAUUCUCGUACUUCUACGGGGAAUUGUGGUCGAAUAAACAGCCGGCCUGGGAUCACGGCUUCGCUGAUUUCCUGGAAUACGUGAGCAGGCUCCAAUUCAGUCAACAAGCAGGGCCUCUGAAGACGGAUAUCGCUGUCUACAACAAGGAGUCUGCCACGGACGCUAGCUUCCGCUGGCAUGCAGGAAAUAUGACUCAGCUAAUUGAUGCGGGCUAUAGUUAUAGUUACCUCUCACCCGAGAACUUCGGCCUUGCACAGGCAUACGUCGGUAACCAGACCCUUGGGCCCGACGGACCGGCUUAUAAGGUCCUGCUUGUGUACAGUGCAUCGAAUUUAACAUAUGAGUCCAUCAGCAAGAUUGCACAAUUCGCAGAGGCAGGAUUGCCAGUCAUUUUAGUAGGUGGAGAUCCGUCCCAAUAUGCCACUGCUGGCGCUGCCAGUCACCAAAACUUCACAGAAGCUAUUGUUCGAUUGAAACGCACAAAGAACGUCUUCACGGUCUCCGAGGGCGAGCUGAUCCACAAGUUAGCCUCUCUCCACCUGGAGCCUCGAAUUCAAGUGCAAGCCAACAGCACCUGGUAUACAACCUGGCGUGAGUCAGUUCGCGAAGACAUCCAAUUCGCAUUCGUCUAUAAUGACGGCAAGGCCAGUGCUGGCCAUCUCGUGGUGUCCAGUGACAAAACCCCACAUCGUUUUGAUAUGUGGACUGGGCAGUCUGCGCCGAUACUUGAGUACCAGCAAGCUCAUGGCAAGACCCUCAUUCCUCUCGUGCUUGAGGCAAACCAGACUGCUCUGAUCGCUUUUACUGGGCCUUCCGUCCAUCGGUUACGCGAACCGGCUAUUCACGCAGUUCAGACCCCUUCCACAAUCCAAGGAUACAAGUUUAACACGAACUCUUCCGACUCGGUUGAGCUUCAUGUCUCUGCUGGGCUAAGCGACCAGCCUCUUGUCCUCUCUAAUGGCCAAAACUACACGUUUCCACCUGAUCGGGAAGUAGCGAGCAGUUUCAUCCUCGGCAACUGGUCCCUCACGGCAGAGCACUGGGCCGCUCCGGCCAACUUGUCCGAUGCCUCCCAGAUUGCCUCCAAGUUCAACACCACCCACCAGUUGGACGCGCUCAUCCCAUGGACACAGAUACCAAGUCUCGCUAAUGCGUCCGGACUGGGGUAUUACAGCACCAGCUUCGAGUGGCCACCCCGUAUGGGCUCGGCGGACGGCGCAUACCUCCUGAUGCCCCGGGUUCUCCAUACCCUCCGUGUGAAGAUCAACGGCCACCAAACACCACCACCCGACUACAAUGCACCGAAGGUGGACAUCGGCCCCUACUUGCGAGCUGGCCGAAACGAUGUUGUGAUCGAAGUCCCCACUAUAAUGUGGAAUUACAUCCGAAGCAUCUUUCACCGCAUCGUGAUGGCAGCAUCCCAAUCCCUCGUACAACCAACACGGGUAAGAGACGAGCAAAGUAGUCAUUAA
Messenger RNA from Aspergillus welwitschiae, 3000 nucleotides. RefSeq lists its product as uncharacterized. The record is from RefSeq and is a predicted model, not a curated record. The transcript is spliced from 6 exons. Bases 1 to 3000 code for a protein of 999 amino acids. NCBI's taxonomy places the organism in Eukaryota, Fungi, Ascomycota, Eurotiomycetes, Eurotiales, Aspergillaceae.